ACAUCGUCCCUCGCCCUCAAAAAGCAGUCCUUGAACAUGUAAUUUAACUGAUUAACGGCAGCUGGCUUCCCCGGAUCGUUUCUGUGAUUAUUUGACUCUUGAUCGAUACGCCUGCCGUAGCCUAACUCCCUUCCUCUUUCACAGACCAUUUAUUCAUUCAUUCAUUCACCACACUCAACACAAUAUACUGGAAAUCAUACGAAUUUAUUAGCCCUGUGCUUUAUUUUCUAUUGAUACAACGUCCAGAAACCGCUUGCUAGGACCCAGAGCCGUCGUGCGCCCCAAAGCAUCGAUCUAUCCAUAAUCCGCAAACAGCAGGGCUGUUCGCGAACCGUCUUCCUGCUACUACACCACAACUACUAUCGACAUGAACUUUCCAAGGCACGACAUGCCAGGCAUGGAUAUGGGCGACGACUCAUCCGGCUCCUCGUCGUCGUCGCACGGGUCAAGCAUGAUGACCAUGGUCUUCCAAACCGAAACUCGCACGCCGCUGUACGCCAACUCGUGGACACCAAAUAAUGCAGGGUCCUAUGCAGGAACAUGUAUUUUCCUGGCUGUUCUUGCUAUCAUUGCGCGGGCCCUCGUCGCAUUCAAAGCUGUCCAAGAAGCUCGCUGGCUUGAUCGCGAAGCUGCACGCCGUUACGUGGCGGUCAAUGGCAAGAUCCCCUUGUCGGAGCAGAUAGCUUCUAGCCCCGACGCGCGCCGCAUGACCCUCUCGGAAAAUGGUCUCGAAGAAACCGUCGUGGUUGUGGAAAGGAAACGAGCAGCGACGAGACCGUGGAGGUUCAGUGUUGACCCGGUUCGGGCAUGUCUCGAUACCAUGAUCGUCGGGAUUGGAUAUCUUCUCAUGUUGGCCGUCAUGACGAUGAAUGUCGGCUACUUCCUCUCCGUCCUGGCUGGUGUCUUUGUUGGCAGCCUAGCCGUCGGUCGAUACAUACCAACAGUCGAGCAUUAGAGACAUAAUCAGAGCGUUGGCAGCAAAUGAUACUAGAUGAGGUCGGGGACACCACUAUGUGGUAAUUCUCGCAAUGGAAUGGGCGGCGUUUGGGGUUUUCCAGCAUGACACGAGCACGCGACCAAGUUUAUGUGACAGCAUUUAAUAAAGGUCACCAGGUGUUUCUGUCUCAUUUUUAUUGAUGUUCUUCUCUACCUACCUAUGCUUUGAGUCCCAUGCGUUAGUACUUCAUUUGUCGUUUGGGUGAAUUCGCAUGUCACUUUUGUACCGGUACGUCAGCGGGGUUUGAAAGCCGAAAACCUUCUCAAAUAUGCUCACCAUCAAGACCAUGACAAAGCGGUACUAGUGGUACGAGAACUGCAUACGACAGAAACACACCCGAACAUAGCCCCAGGGGCGCAAGAAAACUGGUAACACAAGAUAAAUCAAGGUGCCAAAAAUAUUUGACUCAUUAUCACUUAGGAUAGAGGUUCUGAGUUUUGUUACCUCCUCUCCUUGCAUGCAAACCUAAGCAAAGUACCUUAUUCCUAGGAAGGGAGGACUCUCGUGGAUGCACCGGAGUUUCACCAGGGGCACAAUAUCAUUGUUGAUGUCCUAGAGAUCCGAGAAAUGGAAAUCGGCACGUCAUAGCGAAUUUGGGAGCUGCACGCCUUGCAGUAUCGUUGGCCAUCCAGAUUUACCAAGAGACAAGUAUCUUCAAAUGCCUCAAGGGAGCAAUAAAAUUUCAGGCAGCAGAGAAGGCGGCCAAAAUAAACUCAUGAAUGAGAGUAUAUAGAUCCCUAAGCUUAGAUUAACUUACCUAAUACCUUUUGCCUCCCCUGGAUGCCAAAGAUGCUGAAGAACUUCAACGCAGCUAAGUCGUCAAGGUUAGACCUGGAUCCAUCCUCAUCAUCACUACGUACGCUGUGUUGAAACAAGACAUGAAAUUAUUGCUCAUAGGAACAACGGCCACAGAACUCCUAGCUGGCUUGGGUAGGGUGAGAACCGUCGGCGGGUGCUCUUCAAUUCCGAGACAGUUACCAUCGCGGGCAUCGUUCGGACGGGCUGGCGAGAAUUUAUUGAUGGACGCAGUCGAGUAGCCGGCUGUGCUGGAUUUUUUAUGAUCCUUAUAGACAAGAGAAAGAUAAUUUCAAGAUUAAUUCCAUAUCGGCAACGCUCCAGCCUCGUAAGGCGCUUUGUUAGGCUGUGUGAUGGCUCACGACCAAGGUUGUUGCCUGACAGGAGGAGGCAAGAAAACGGAUCGCUUUUCGAAAUGAGAAGAAGUAUUAGGCAAAUUUUGUAUAACCUAGUGUAUUUGAGUGAACUCUGGGACCAUCUUAUCUUGGUUCGCUUAUUCAAAGUCAGGAGUUUUCUUGCUCCUUGAGGCUCCAACCACGACUGACUACUCAUCACCAGGGGCUUCACUACCUCUACUACCUCCUUAUCAAACACUGGACUGAGACACUUUCAUAGCUCAUCUAUACUAAUUCGUCAUCUCAGUCUUGAUACUGGAAGGAGGCUUUCGUGUCGCGUGCUCCUGGCCACGGAAGGCAACUCGUUUCUCCUCACUCUUCGGAUCUUUCGAGGCAAAUAUAUUACAGCUAACUUUAUUGCCUGCAGUUAUCUU
Fusarium verticillioides 7600 is the source of this 2561-nucleotide messenger RNA. RefSeq lists its product as hypothetical. NCBI's taxonomy places the organism in Eukaryota, Fungi, Ascomycota, Sordariomycetes, Hypocreales, Nectriaceae. Gene Ontology annotation, molecular function: copper ion transmembrane transporter activity. The record is from RefSeq and is a predicted model, not a curated record. Gene Ontology annotation, biological process: copper ion transmembrane transport; intracellular copper ion homeostasis. Bases 368 to 955 code for a protein of 195 amino acids. Gene Ontology annotation, cellular component: plasma membrane. The transcript is spliced from 2 exons.